AUGCGGAGAGUGGACCCCGAGAUCUCCAUUGAGAACUGCCGGAAAUAUCUGGGUCACUUCGGUCUAGCUGGCGACUUGGCCCUGCAGCCUAUCGAGACGCUGAGUGGAGGUCAGAAGUCUCGAGUCAUCUUUGCCCAAAUCGCCUAUAAGCACCCUCACCUGCUGCUUAUGGAUGAGCCCACGAACCAUUUAGAUUUGGAGACUAUUGAAGGCCUUGCCCUCGCCCUGAAUAGGUUCGAAGGUGGUGUCGUUCUGGUAUCCCACGACGAGCGUCUGGUAAGCAUGGUAGCUGAUGAGCUGUGGGUGGUCAUGCCUGGUAGUGUUACUGUUUUCGAAGGGACCUUUGAGGACUAUGUCGAUAUGCUCAAGGACGAGUUUGCGAAGAAGCAGCUUAUCGGCGGUGGUCGCAUCAAAACUCUGCGAGAGUGA
Molecule: messenger RNA, 429 nt
Organism: Perkinsus marinus ATCC 50983
Lineage: Eukaryota; Perkinsozoa; Perkinsida; Perkinsidae
Product: Phosphate import ATP-binding protein pstB, putative
Exons: 5
Coding region: 1-429 (142 amino acids)
Molecular function (GO): ATP hydrolysis activity; ATP binding
Source: RefSeq, a predicted model, not a curated record